Polyodon spathula (Mississippi paddlefish) is the source of this 2177-nucleotide messenger RNA. Its product is annotated as retinoblastoma-associated protein-like. Gene Ontology annotation, cellular component: nucleus; Rb-E2F complex; chromatin. Lineage: Eukaryota; Metazoa; Chordata; Actinopteri; Acipenseriformes; Polyodontidae. Gene Ontology annotation, biological process: cell differentiation; negative regulation of G1/S transition of mitotic cell cycle; neuron projection development. The coding region runs from base 1 to 1140 and encodes 379 amino acids. The record is from RefSeq and is a predicted model, not a curated record. Gene Ontology annotation, molecular function: RNA polymerase II transcription regulatory region sequence-specific DNA binding. The transcript has 11 exons.
AUGCGUCGCUCCCUGGGAACUCCUGCCCACGUUCGGCAGUGGAAUAGCUUGGACUCGAACCGGCGAGCUCCUGGCUAUAGGGACUCUGCUCUGUUUGAGCUACUAAAACAGUCGAAAGAACAGGAAGGCCAUGUGGACCAUGCCGAGCCCCCCAGCACACUGAACCUGCCCCUGCAACACAACCACACAGCGGCAGACCUGUACCUGUCUCCUGUCAGGUCUUCUUGGAAGAAAGCCUCCUCCAUCAAUGGCAGUGUGCCGCAGACAGCCCCCUCGGCGCCAUCGCAGCAACCACCUCCGAAAACGCAGAAAUCUACCUCGCUCUCUCUGUUCUACAAGAAAGUUUACCGUCUGGCGUACAUGCGGCUAAACAUGCUGUGUUCUCAACUGUUAAAGGGCCAGCCUGAACUGGAACCAAUCAUCUGGACCCUCUUUCAGCACACACUGCAGAACGAGUAUGAACUCAUGAGGGACAGGCAUUUAGAUCAGAUCAUGAUGUCUGCCAUGUACGCUAUUUGUAAGGUGAAGAACGUCGACCUGAGGUUUAAGACUAUCGUAACUGCCUACAAAAACCUGCCAAAUACAAACCAAGAGACAUUUAAGCGAGUUCUCAUCCGAGAGGGACAAUACGACUCCAUCAUAGUCUUCUAUAACCUGGUUUUCAUGCAAAAGCUGAAGACGAAUAUCCUGCAGUAUGCCUCUACCAGGCCACCAACUCUCUCCCCGAUCCCCCACAUUCCUUGCAGCCCGUACAAGUUUCCCAACUCUCCCCUGAAGGUUCCAGGAAGCAACAACAUCUACAUCUCGCCCAUGAUGUCUCCCACCAAGAUGACUCCUAGAACAAGAAUCCUUGUAUCUAUUGGUGAAUCUUUUGGGGCCUCAGAGAAGUUCCAUAAGAUCAACCAGAUGGUGAGCAGCAGUGAGCGGUCUCUGAAGAGAGGGCUUGACAUGAGCAGUGCCCCCAAGCCUCUCAAAAGGCUACGAUUUGACACAGAUGGGCAGGACGAGGCAGACAGCAGCAAACCUACUGGGGAAUCUAAGUUCCAGCAGAAGCUGGCUGAGAUGACCUCAACAAGAACCAGAAUGCAGGAACAAAAACUGAAAGAUGUGGCCGAUGCAUUGAAGAGGGAUGAAAAGUGAAGCCACCCAUCACCUCAGGGGAAGAACGCUCUAGUCUGCUAGACUUUCGCGUCAUAACAUUGUUUAUUUUUGUUAUUUUUUUAUUGUUUUUUUAAUUUUUGUACAUUUCAUAAUGUGGUAGUUUAAAUUCAUGUGCACAAAAUAUGUGCAGUUCUUUUUAAUUUAUACUCCUGUGUGGUUUGUAUUUUUUAUUUAAAAGUUGUUUUGGGUUAUUGAACAAACCUACAAAUGUGCCUAUAAAAGCCCAAUGUCAUCUGCAAAGACAGAGGCUUUUAAAAGUUUUGAUAAAUGCACUAAUUCUUUUUGCCCACAUUUGUGUUGCUAGAAAUGUGUGCUUAUUAGUAUUUUAGUUGUCUCUCCACAAAUGGUGUGGGCAUCUUAUAUUCUUUUCCAAAUGGACAUUGAAAAACUAUGUAACUGACCUCUUUAUUAACAGUUUCUUGUGUGCCAGACAGCAUUUAUCCCUGCUGUUAACUUAUGCCGUGUCUUCCUGAAGUUAAAUCUCGUAAGUUACCGUCUUUUGGUGCCAAAUCGAGGUCUAUGAUAGUCACGUAUGUGUCAUACCCUCUGUGACAGCUCUGAUACUGGAGACGGUUGCACCGCCCUCGUUUGAUGUAUAGGUCUCGUCAGUUGUAGUUAUCUUUGAAAGUACACGUCUUCUUGUGUUAAAGUACUGUUAAUGUUACAGGUCAUUUUUAUUGAACCUCAUCGGAUAGAACCUGUUAAAGGUGCAAUAACCAGUGAUUCAUUGCCAUGUCUCACACGUUCCUUGUUUUGCUGUUGGUUUUUUCUUUUAUUAAUAUUUCAUGUUGACAAUGGAAGUUUGGUGGAAGUGCUUGUUUCCACAGUUUAUAUGAAGCAUUGCCAUCCGAGUGCAAUACCAUUACCUGGAAUUGUGUUGUGUUUGUGAGGUGAGACCUUUUUGAAAAUCUUGGUUAUUACACCUUUAAAGAGUUACUCAACAGGCUGUAGGGUUUAAAACACAAUGCAUUACUUUCCCCAAUUUCUGCUUUUGUUGUAUGUAUUCCUGCAAUAUU